CUGAGUUCGCCAGUGCUUCGUCGCAUAAACAAUUUGGCUUGAUGUGUGAAAUCGUCUUGGAAAGAUUAAUUGUCAACGAAAUUUUUCAGUGAGAAAGAUGGAAUCCAGCGAUACACGCGAUUGUGCCGUCAGAGUCAAAAUGGAACCUAUCGAUGCCUUGUUCAUGGAAAAUGAUCGUGAGAUGAUGGAAGAGAAAUCCGAUCUUGAAAACUUACAAUUCUUAACAUUUCUGCCAGAAAAUUCAACUGGUACCCUUCAAAAAUGUGAAAAAAACCCUGGAAGCAUCGACGAACUGGAAUUAGUCGUUGAAUGCGAAGACGUCAAGCCCAACGUUAAUUUAUUAACAAUUAAAAAAGUCGACAAUGAUUCGCCAAAUGCAAAAGACGACGGUGGUUAUAAAGCUAAAAUUAAAAUAGAAACCCUGAGGCAAGUGAAACAAGAAUUUUUUGAUGAUGUCGGAGAAGAAUCGAAUGUGAAUAUCGACCGUGAACUUUUUGAACAAAAUAAAAACAGGGAAAUUCCAAAAAGGCUAAGCAAAGAACAUAACCUCAAAAAGUAUACGACUCAAAAGAUGCACAAUAAAACCCAAGUAUGUAAAAUAUGCGGAAAGAAAUUUGAUACUAAGGGUAGUCUGAAUAGGCAUUCCGAAUCAUCACAUCAUAUUAUUACUUACUCGUGUGACAUAUGUAGCAAGACAUUCAAACAGAAGAGUAGCCUCGAGACCGACAUCGAUGCGAUGCACAAUGGUGUCGCCAAUACAUGUGAUAAAUGUGGCAAAUCAUUUUCACUUAAGGUGGUUCUUUCAGUUUAA
Molecule: messenger RNA, 811 nt
Organism: Trichogramma pretiosum
Lineage: Eukaryota; Metazoa; Arthropoda; Insecta; Hymenoptera; Trichogrammatidae
Product: zinc finger and BTB domain-containing protein 24-like
Exons: 3
Coding region: 98-811 (237 amino acids)
Biological process (GO): regulation of transcription by RNA polymerase II
Cellular component (GO): nucleus
Molecular function (GO): RNA polymerase II transcription regulatory region sequence-specific DNA binding; DNA-binding transcription factor activity, RNA polymerase II-specific
Source: RefSeq, a predicted model, not a curated record